Melanotaenia boesemani (Boeseman's rainbowfish) is the source of this 1814-nucleotide messenger RNA. RefSeq names its product neutrophil cytosolic factor 1 (gene ncf1). NCBI's taxonomy places the organism in Eukaryota, Metazoa, Chordata, Actinopteri, Atheriniformes, Melanotaeniidae. Gene Ontology annotation, molecular function: protein binding; superoxide-generating NADPH oxidase activator activity; phosphatidylinositol binding. Bases 30 to 1283 code for a protein of 417 amino acids. The record is from RefSeq and is a predicted model, not a curated record. Gene Ontology annotation, biological process: superoxide anion generation; respiratory burst. Gene Ontology annotation, cellular component: cytoplasm; NADPH oxidase complex. The transcript has 11 exons.
UUGGACUCUGUCCGUCUGCUGGAUUUAACAUGGAGGCGAUCUAUGUCAGACAUGUGGAGCUGUUGGGCUUUGAGAAACGCUUCUUUCCGAGUCUGCACUAUGUGUACAUGCUGAUGGUGAAAUGGAGCGACCUCACGGAGAAGCUCAUCUACAGGACAUAUCCUGAAAUCCACACUUUCCACAAAGAACUGAAGGAGAUGUUUCCAAUCGAGUCUGGUCAAAUAGAAAGGAAGGACAGAAUCAUCCCUUCCCUCCCAGCUCCGAGAUGGGUGGACACCGAGAAAUCAAGACAUUCCAGGAAAACCACCUUGGCUGAGUACUGCCAGUUUCUUGUCAACCUGCCACCUCACAUCUCCCGGUGCAAACACCUUUCCCAGUUUUUCAAGGUCCGACCAGAAGACGAAAACCCACCUGCCCCAAACACAUUGAAAAGAAACGAGACGUUUGUGGUGUCCAGAGAGAAAACCAGAGGCACCGCUUCUGAGAUUUCUGGCCCCAUCAUCCUGGACACCUACAGAGUGAUUGCUGACUUCGAAAAGACGUCCAAACACGAACUCAAUCUGCACACUGGAGACUUCGUGGAAAUUGUGGAGAAAAAUCAGAAUGGUUGGUGGUUCUGCCAGUGUGAAUCCAAACAUGGCUGGGUUCCCGCAUCCUACCUAGAGCCUCUGAAUGGACCAGAGGAGGCAGAGGAGCCUGAACCAGACUAUGAAGGAGAGCUGCAUAUCACCACCAACGCCUACAAGGCCGAACAGGAGGACGAGAUUUCUCUAGACAUUGGUGAAACCGUAGAGGUCAUUCACAAGCUUCUGGAUGGUUGGUGGGUUGUCAGGAAAGGAGAGGAGACGGGUCAUUUUCCCUCCACAUUCCUGCAGAAGGCUGGCAAGAAAGAUGAAGUAGGAAGGAUGAACCCAAGAGGACAGAAACCUCCACCCCGCAGAUCCACCAUCAGAAACGCCAAAAGCAUCCACAACAAAUCUCGCCAGCUACUUAGUCAGGACGCAUACCGCAGGAACAGCCGCCGAUACCUGCAGCAGAAGGGCAGCCGCCUCGCCACGCCGCUCAGGAACUCCAAGAACUCGUCUGCAAAGUCGCCUCUGAGGGAGAGGAAGAACCAGGAUAACAUUCCUGAGAUGUCUGGCUCCGGCUCCGAGAGCGAACCGAAGAAGGAUGCUCCCGUAGUCCCACCCAGACCCAGUCCAGAGCUCAUCCUGGAGCGUUGCACCGACAACACGCGCAAGAAAGUCAGCAUCCACAAAGCCCACAACGGCUCAUCAAGCUAGCAGCAGGACUCGCCGCGUGGAAAGCUACUGGAUCAUUUGGAGGGAGGAAGGAGGCUUUGAUAUGUCCAGCUUUGCCGCGUUCUUAUUUGCUUGUAUACAAGACACACGAGAAAAAGAACAUCUGGCAGUAGUUAGUGAAGAUGUUUGUUUUGAAGUUAAGUCAUAUUUACCAAAACAAAACCAGCUCAAUGUCAUGAUUACUGUUGAUGAUAAAAAUGUGUCAAGACAAAUAAAUGCUGUUAGUUUUAGCUCUUGGCAUCUCAAUAUUUACAUUUCACUAAACAAACCAUAAAUAAAGUGAUUAGAAAAAUAUUCAUCUGAUUAGUUGAACAUAAAAAAAUCCUUGUAAUUUGUAAUUUCUUAAAUUAUGUAUAAAUUAAAUCAGAUUUUAUUUAUAAAGCAUUUUUCAUACCAAAAAGCAACACAAAUAAAAUAAAACAAGCCUUUGCACAACAAAGUAUGACUGAGCAGUUUCUAAAUAUUCUAGUUUCUCCUUCACACAUGCACACACACAUACACACAAGAACGCAA